Molecule: messenger RNA, 576 nt
Organism: Eremomyces bilateralis CBS 781.70
Lineage: Eukaryota; Fungi; Ascomycota; Dothideomycetes; Eremomycetales; Eremomycetaceae
Exons: 1
Coding region: 1-513 (170 amino acids)
Source: RefSeq, a predicted model, not a curated record
AUGGAUCCGAACACCCACCGGGUUAGGGACAAACGUCCCGACGACGACUUCCCAGAUCUGGAGAGGCAGCCGGUCAUCACAUGGCAAAUGCGCACCAAUCCCAAGCUUUUCGACCCUCACCCCGAAGCGGCAGAACUGGUCAAGAAACGUCGAUUGUAUAACGCGGCAGAUGCGAAAGAAGACCAAAUCCUCUUUCCAGACGAGGCAGAGGGUGGGAUAAAUUCGAAAAUAUUUAUCCGGGUCCAAAACGCGCUUACCAAGCUCGAGACCGGUAGAAUGCCGAUGGAACAGUUUAUGGAGGCUGACAUGGACGAGGAUUACGAGGACAUCUUGCUCGCAGAUGACGUGGAAGAGUCGGAGUGGGAGACCGAUGAAGAAGACAGAAUGAAACGAUUGGGAGCGGAUGCGAGAGGAUGCAUGAGACGACGAGAAAUGUUUGGGAUCCAUGAUGCGCUCGAAGGUGAUGGCCAUGGAUAUCGGCCAUGGAUAUCGGCCAUUUGCAUAAGGCUUUGAUAAAAGGGGCUCCAUGGGAAGGCAAGCCCCUAGACCUUGACAAUGCACGAGAGAAGGAACACG